This is a messenger RNA of Thlaspi arvense, 2634 nucleotides long. The record is from the annotation of a GenBank genome assembly. Lineage: Eukaryota; Viridiplantae; Streptophyta; Magnoliopsida; Brassicales; Brassicaceae.
CCUUUGAUAUUUUUCCAAUUUUAUUGACUUUCCGAAUCUCCCAAAAAUCUAACAAAAGAAAGAUUAUAUUUUUUACCAAUUUUUUUAUUGUCUGCUUAAUACCUCUGUUUUUGUUUGUUCUUCGCAAGGAAAAAAAAAACCUUUCCUUCACCAAAUAAUUUGUCCCUUUCUCAAAUCUCCAUCUACCAAGUGCCUUUCUCCCUCUCAAUUUGUGGGUUUUUCAUUUAUAGUGGAUUCGAAGAUGACAGAUUCUAUUAGAAGAAAUUGAUCAGAGAGAGAGAGAAACGUAUCUCUUUCGAUAAAUUCUGGGUUUUUUUUCCCUCUCUCUCUCUUCAGAAAUCUCGGUGAUCGUCUAUGGAAGAUUGCAGCUAAUUUUCAGAUAGAGAAAGAGAGAGAUGGGAGGUUGCGUGUCGACGCCGAAGAGCUGUGUGGGAGCGAAGCUGAGGUCAAGUAAGCGAAGGAAGAGUCGUAAGAGACGAAAGAUUCAAAGGAAGAGAGCCGCCUCUUCUCGUUUCUCUGACGGAUCUCUCGACAAUCUCGAUCAUCCUCGUAACUUCCCCAAUCCCAGUUUCAGAGCAAAUGGAGAAGAAUCAUGGUUUGAGUCCAAUGCCGCAUUUGAAACAGAUGGUGAUGAUGAUUUCCACAGUGUCAAUGGAGAUGCGUUGUCUUUAAACGGAGGUGAGCGUGAAUCAGUCUCGAGUACUACGACCGGAUCAUCAACACGAGACUCAGACUCAAACUCAAACGACGUGAUGUCACAGUCGAAAUCAGACGGUGACUUAAACGACGCAGAGCAGCCUGAUUUAAUAGACUCAUCUGCAGAUGAAGGGAACUUGGAAAACUGCAGGAUCUUACCGAGUAAUUGUUUGCCUUGUCUGAAUCCAAUAACUGUUGUUCCUUCUGUUGAAAAAAGAAGGUCUCUUAGCUCUAGCCCUCCCAGUUCGAGGAAAAAAGCGUCUCUUAGGCUAUCUUAUAAAUGGAGAGAAGGUCAUGCUUCAGGGGCCUUGUUUUCUUCUAAAUUGCUGUUGAAGAGACCAGUAGCGGGUUCUCAGGUUCCUUUCUGUCCAGUCGACAAGAAAAUGCUGGAUUGUUGGUCAACCAUCGAACCAAAUAGCUUUCGUGUCCGUGGCAAAAGUUAUUUCAGGGAGAAGAAGAAAGAGUUUGCACCUAGCCAUGCUGCAUAUAAUCCUUUUGGUGUCGAUGUUUUCUUAUCGGAACAUAAAAUACACCAUGUCGCACAAUAUGUCAAACUUCCCGUCACUACAACAUCCACAAAACUCCCAUCCAUCCUUGUUGUGAAUGUUCAGAUUCCCUUGUAUCCAACUGCAAUCUUCCAAGGUGAAUCUGAUGGAGAAGGAAUGAAUAUAAUUUUAUACUUCAAACUUUCGGAUAAUUAUUCAGAGGAACUUCCGCUUCAUUUUCAAGAAAGCAUUCAGAGAUUAAUAGAUGAUGAGGUUGAGAAAGUUAAAGGCUUUCCAAUGGAUACAACAGCGCCUUUUAGAGAAAGGCUUAAGAUACUGGGACGUGUUGCGAACGUAGAUGAUCUCCAUUUGAGUGCUCCAGAGAAGAAGCUGAUGCAGGCUUACAACGAGAAACCUGUUCUUUCGCGUCCCCAGCACGAAUUCUACUCGGGUGAAAAUUACCUUGAGAUCGAUAUCGAUAUGCAUAGAUUUGGUUAUAUAUCCCGGAAAGGCUUUGAAGCAUUCAUAGACAGACUCAAGAUCUGUGUUCUUGAUGUUGGCCUCACAAUUCAGGUAGGGGAACAAACCGGAGGAGCUACCGGAGCAGAUUCUGUGUUGCGUCAGGCUAAAUGGGAUUGAUUUUAUGAACUAUCAUCAAUUAACUCAAGAAAUCCUAUGACUAACACCAUUUUUUCUCCUCCUUUGUUUUCCUUCAAAAAGAACACACAAAUCUAAAAGCAUCCCUUCAGAACCCAGGAAUACAUAAAAGGGUGAUGAUUUUCAAGUGAAUAUAUAAAAAUUUGAACCCCAAAGUAUUAUCUUCUACUUGAAUGUGAGUCUGUAUUUUAUAUUUCUACCUUUGAGAAUCGAUUGCAAGUUGCAACGGCAGUUAAAGAUCACUGUAUUCACUCGUAAAACAAAAAAAAAGAAUGCUCUUUUAGAUCAUAGAUAACAUUUUAAUGUUUGACCAAAAAAAGAAAAAAAAAAGAUAACAUUUUUAAUUUGCUUUGUUCAUAUUGAGAAAAUAAAUUAGGGGAAGAUGCAGGUUUUGCAAAUGUUUCUUCAUAAGUAAUUUGGUCAUAUGCAUUUUGUUCAUGUUAGUGGAGAGAGAAUUCUAGAAAUAUGGUAAGACUUACCAUAUGGCGAAGAAGGCUUGGAAGAAUUUGGACAGCUUUAUCAACGAGUUUUGUCAAAAUGGAACACGAUGAUGUAAUAAACUCACCCAACUUUAUCAAAGCUUUUUUGUGUAGUGUAUUUAUCAAAGAGGAUUUAUGUAUUUAUCAAUCAUUUUGCCAUAUAAAGACACAAUGUAAGAGGACAGCUUUUUGGGUCAAGUUUUUCUUGAAUAAGUGUGAUGCAAUCAUUGAUUUUUAAUGUCCAAAAACUUGAGAGACCAUACUUGUGUUCCUAUUUAGAAGUUGAGGUUUUGUUGUUUGUUACAAAAAUUUAAUCA